This is a messenger RNA of Cryptosporidium ubiquitum, 687 nucleotides long. RefSeq lists its product as uncharacterized. The transcript has a single exon. The record is from RefSeq and is a predicted model, not a curated record. The coding region runs from base 1 to 687 and encodes 228 amino acids. Lineage: Eukaryota; Apicomplexa; Conoidasida; Eucoccidiorida; Cryptosporidiidae.
AUGCCAAUAUUAGAAGAAUUUAAUCAAUUGAAGCUGGAUCUAGAAGCUCUUUUUUCAUCGAAGGAAAUGAUAGAGAAACAAAUAUAUGAAAAGGCCACACAAAUUUAUAAAUUGAAUAGUGAAUGCAUUUCUCUUUCAAAUGAUGAGAAACAUGGGGGAAAAAAUUUUGAAGAAUUGUGUUUAGAAAUAUCUAAUUAUGUUAGUGAUAUUCUGCAAGUUAGACUAAACAAUGAUGGCUUAAUUGAACUUAAACAAGGUAAAUUGAAUAGUAGUAAUAUAGCUGAAACACAAGAAAACAAAGUAGUUCAAUAUCGAGUUUCGAAUACAGAGGACAAUCUAUGUGAAAACAAAAAGUCAUUGAUACAUGCAAAUAGCUAUGCAUUUAAAAAUAUUUAUAAACUCGAUGAUUUCAUGAACACAACUAACUGGCUUUGGAACAAGGAACUGAAGUCCAAAAUUGUUGAAUUUGCUUCAAAUAAAAAUAAUGUAUUCCCGAGUAUCGUAAAAUCCCCACAGAUUGGUGGGGAUUUUUCGUCCACUACUCCUAGCCAUAAUAAAAUGCAGUGUAAUGGGCUGCCAAGGUUAGUGUGCAGAACAGUCAGAAUCGAGGAAAAUAAUUUAAAACAAAUAAAGUAUAUAAAUCCACUGAAGAGUUACAUAGAAAAAGCAUUCAAACUUGAAUCAUAA